Molecule: messenger RNA, 1120 nt
Organism: Aureobasidium pullulans EXF-150
Lineage: Eukaryota; Fungi; Ascomycota; Dothideomycetes; Dothideales; Saccotheciaceae
Exons: 1
Source: RefSeq, a predicted model, not a curated record
GGCGACCAGCGCCCUCUGGAUAUCUUUCCAGUGUGCAGCAAGAUGUCCGAACAAUAUCAGCGUGGCCUCGCUGCAAGACUCGAUUUGACUGACGAACAGACUGGCAUCUCAGCCGUACUUGACCAUCUAAUCAAGACAACCCUCGAAGGCCGUUUCAACGACGUCAAUUACCUCUAUCAGGACCAACUACCUCUGGUGCUCAACAGGAUUGAACUCUGGUGUGACAAGAGGCAUUUUGCCCGUAAGGACGUUCUGGAGAGAACUGUCGAAGGGCCUGCGGCUGUGAGUGCUUCCCAAACAGGUUUUUGAAAUCAAUUGGCUGAUCAUGCACAGAGAUACACAGAUCACAUCGAAACCUUCCUCAACGAGGCACACAAACGCGUCCAGAAGCUCCUGGACAGUAUGAAGAGCAACGAGCAUGCUUGGACCAAGAGAGCCACGAAGCUUUGCGACACCUGGGAAUCCAAGUACACCACGCCGCAAUAUGCUUCACUGGCCAAAUCCUAUGGAGUGAAAAAGAAGAUAAAGCUCAUCACCGAAACCAAUUGUAACAAGGAUCUCGCACAGAUUCUCCAGCGCAGCAUAACUGCUGAUAUCGACCACCUAAUCGGAUUUGCCGACAAGCAUAAGGUUCAUAUGUUUGCGCUCCUCAAAGAACCUCUGGCCAGAAUGGAGGCCGACUUGCGCAACCACGAAGAGCUAGCUUUGUUGCUUCCUCAGUCUCUGCUACGCCAGUUCGGUCUGCACAAGAAGGCCCUGGCAGUGCCUUUGGACAAGUGCUUCGCAGUCCUGCGAGAGGAUCUCAGAAACAUCGGACGCGAUCUGACCACAACUACAGGAGAUUCGAUCAUCGUGCAUUGCAUGAGACCUGUGUAUGUUGAGGUGAUGAAUAUCAAGGGAAGAGGAUCUGGCACACUGCGACCAGAGAAGAUGCGGGAACGUGUUGAUCGUCUUUGGUCCGACGUCCGCGACCAAGCUAAGAAGCGAUACGCCAAGGCUUUCAAGAAAUGCUCGAGAGAUCUACUCGAUAUUGCAGAGAACAUACUCAAGGAUAUCCAGGACAGCUUCGACGGGUUCUGCCAGGAGAAGAAGUUCGAGGAGCCGGGCGAGAUAGAAUUGA